Molecule: messenger RNA, 2760 nt
Organism: Galleria mellonella (greater wax moth)
Lineage: Eukaryota; Metazoa; Arthropoda; Insecta; Lepidoptera; Pyralidae
Exons: 7
Coding region: 223-2298 (691 amino acids)
Source: RefSeq, a predicted model, not a curated record
UCGAAAAACAAUUUGAAUUAAAAGAAAAAAAAUAUAUCAUGAUAUCUAUCAAAAAAGAGGAAAAUUUUAUUAUUGUAGAUUUAACCGCCAAUGUAUUUCAAAUUGUCGUCAUUUUUAUUAACAGUUUUAUCGUUAAUUUUUCUCUGGAAAUUUAAUUAUUUAUAUAUUAGUUUGUUCCUUACAGUAAAAAUAAUUAAUUGUAUGCAUGGGAUGUCACAUUGAAUGAGCUUCGAAGUGGAUCGGUACUUAGCUUCGUGGGCACACAUAGCCCUAUGUGCGGAUCUCACAUGGGCUGCAGAACCCCCGGACGAAUUUAUUAUCGCUAAUCAGCGCCUUUGGGCACAACACUGCAGAAUUUCUCAAGUGUUACAAGAGACAGCGUUAGAAUCGAAUCAUAGUAUACAAGCGAAUAAUCAAUUCGAAACGACAGAUACAAAUCUUGCAGAUAAGCGAGCUGCCGCAAACCAAAGUCCAGAAAAUGGAGGCAGUAGCGGCCGACGGAGCGUGAAAGACGUCAUUCCCGAAUCGAGAUUAGCGCAAUUUUAUGGAAAUUUCUAUUACGACGAAGCCAGAGAGAAAUGUUAUGUAAACGCGAAUGAGAGAACAAAUGCGCGUGGAUAUAAUGGACAGGGAUGCGAGAAUUCAGACCUCACAGAAUGUUGGAUGUUGCCUGAGGUAGAAUACUGGUUCCGCAAAUUGGUAGACGACGCGCCGGAUCGGAGUACGGUUCCACGACGCCGGAGACAGUACAGAAUGCUGCCGGAUGACGAUUUCGAGCGCUGGGGCCCGGCCGGGGUGCGUGCGACGGGGGAGGAGUCGGCCCUGGCUGCGAGAGUGCAGAGCGUACGGGGGUUGUGGGCAACACCUGCCCCCGCCCGAUCUCCGCGAGCCCCUAGUCCGCCCCCUGUGCCUCGCAAGAUACGCGCACGACGGCGUCAGCCCCGCAGACUCGCAUUGGCGCCACCUCUACCAGCGUACUGCCUAGAAAUGCCAGCACAGCUCUUUUGUGAUCCAACUUGCAAGUUUCAGUUUGAUCCGCCGAGACCGCCUCUUUUGAACGUGGCGGAAUGUCAGCGCGCAAUGGGGAGAGUGUCAGCCAGCGUGCAAGCCGUGAUGAGAGCAACCGCAGCCCGUUGCCCUCUAUAUCGUGGGACCAACGUAAGCAGAUACGCGCCCACCGGCCAACGACCCGCUCGCUGUCCCGAAAAACGGUACAGUGUCUGGUGGCCGAGAGACCAUCCUUCGCCACAACUUAACCAUCGAUUCCAACUCACACAUACACAAUGCAACGAAACCCAAAAAGUAACCCCAAAAAUUGAACAAGAAAUUAAAGAGCCUUCAGAAGAUAAAACAACUGAAAAUACACCACCAGCUGAAUCUCAACAAGCGGAGAAAAUAGAUCAAAAACCAACAAAUAAUGUCACUGUCGACAGCCAAGUACCAUCUACAAGUAGUGCAGCUAUUGAAACUGGUUUGCGAAAAAAACGUCUGUACAGUACUGUUCUCAGUAUGAGCGCGCCCAAUCCGAUAAAUUUAACACCGGUAGGAUGCGUCAGGUUGGCUCAGAAAUUAACGCCAGGAUUAAUAAAGCUGAACCCUAAGAUUGCGCUACCAACAACUAGACUCCGAUCGAAAAACGUAGUUGACCAUAAAUUUGAAGAGCUAGAAAAAGAGGCUUUAGAACAAUACAAAGCUUCGGACGAAAGUAUAGAUACAAAGUUUCGUGAACUAGAAAAACAAGCAGUAGAACAAUAUAGUACAAGUAAUAGUAACACCAGUUGCAGCAGCAGUAAUUCUGCAGGGAAACGUACAUCUAGUUCCCCGUCUGUGUCGGAUGAUUCAAAAAGCAAAAGGCAAGCAGCAAAAUUUCAUAAAGAGAAAGUUGACAGUGUCGUGAUAUAUUCCCAAAACUUCCCGGACCUCAAUACAAAGUCGCAUACGAAUAUGAGUUUAAAAAACUUCCACAUCCCCCCGAGGGGGGAAAAAAAGGAGCAAACACAUAGACCAAAAAGAACUCUGAAGAGUGAACAGAGAGCGGCUUCUGAUACUGAUUACGAGGCUAAAGAAGCUGCGCUGAAAUGCCAUAAAGGUCCUUUGCGUUGGACCCUGCAUGUGAUGCCACCGAAGAAGCGGCAUUUGACCUUGUGCGUGUCGGAUUGUUCCUCUGAUGAGGAAUUAAAAGAUGCUACUGGUUCCAUCAAAGAUGCGGGGCCUUGUAUAAGACGACAUAUCUCUGGAAAGGUUAAAAUGUCCGCACACGGUGGGGGCGACUUACGUCCAGUCAUGAGAAAAACAUAGUAAAUAUUUAUUGAAAGAUCAUGAAUGGGUGCAAAAAAACUACUGUAUUUACACUUUACCACUGAAAGUUGCGGAUCGAAAUUGAGAAAUGCGUAUAAACAAGUCGAAGUGUGUAUUUAAUUAAAUUAUUGUGACGUUUAUUUUUUUGAGCAUUUUAUACGAUCGUCAACUUUUAGUGGUGGAAAUUUGUUUUUGAUAUAAAUAUUGUGGUGAACAAACAGUGAACAUCGUAGUGUGACGCGAAGGUGUACCGAACUGUGACAUCACUUAUGUGACAAAGCUAUUUUAGCAAUGUGCUCAUUUUACUAGUCAUAAAUAUUUUGUAUAUAUAUAUAUUUGUAUUUUUUGAAUUUAUUAAUAAGACUAUCUAUUAAGAAAAUUAAUUUCAGUUAAAAAAAUUUACAAACGUAAAUUCUCUAGGUAACUAGCAAAGAAAAAUAAAUUUUAUAUGAAUUGUUAUAA